Strongylocentrotus purpuratus (purple sea urchin) is the source of this 582-nucleotide messenger RNA. RefSeq lists its product as uncharacterized. The transcript is spliced from 2 exons. The coding region runs from base 126 to 551 and encodes 141 amino acids. The record is from RefSeq and is a predicted model, not a curated record. NCBI's taxonomy places the organism in Eukaryota, Metazoa, Echinodermata, Echinoidea, Camarodonta, Strongylocentrotidae.
CUAUGUGCCGCGUCCUGAUCAACUCGGUUACGUACUCGUGGAGUUACGUUGUUCACACAAACUGCUCCUUUCAAACGCUACAAAUCUAGGAGUUUGAUAGUUGAAUCAUACUGUACAAAUUAAUCAUGCCUUCGUCCAUUUCGUGGAGUUCUUGCCUGGGUUUCUUUCGAAGCAAUCGAGCUUUUUCGACCGCUCUUGUAAUCACUGUGCUCAUCGCUGACGAAACUUUUUUGUCUGCUGUUGUACCAGUGUCUCCUGAAGUUCUACUCCAUCUUUGUUACCGGAAUGUGUACCGUUCUAUGUGUCUGGAGCUCUCACAUCAGACGGGACUAUUCAACAUGUCGGAAUGUUUGACGGGGCAGACCGAGUCUUAUCACAGUUCAAGGGAUGUCACACCCUCUAAUACAACCAGCUCCACUCCAGAUCCCCUCUUAGCUCCCCUACACGACUGUCGUGAGAGGCUUAGUUUCCAAAAUGGGUUGCUCCUGGCAACAACGUUCUUGAUGAGGAUCUUGCUGACUGUUCCUGCAAUCUUUAUUGUCGAUAAGUGAGACUUCGAACAUGCAGGACUGUACUCAAUUU